This is a messenger RNA of Hypomesus transpacificus, 2336 nucleotides long. Its product is annotated as pre-mRNA-processing factor 19. Bases 149 to 1663 code for a protein of 504 amino acids. The record is from RefSeq and is a predicted model, not a curated record. Gene Ontology annotation, biological process: protein ubiquitination; DNA repair; mRNA splicing, via spliceosome. Gene Ontology annotation, molecular function: protein binding; ubiquitin protein ligase activity. The transcript has 16 exons. Gene Ontology annotation, cellular component: cytoplasm; Prp19 complex; U2-type catalytic step 1 spliceosome. Lineage: Eukaryota; Metazoa; Chordata; Actinopteri; Osmeriformes; Osmeridae.
AUUGGUGUUUGUAGCGGCAAUGUAAGAACAGCGUGCUACUUGUAACUCGAACAAAAACAUAAAUAAAGUACUUCUAAUAUCAUUAUAGGCUGGAAAGCAAAAUAUUCCAAGAGUUCUCUGCUGCAAAGGACAGACGUGUACUUUAGAGAUGUCUUUGGUUUGUGCAAUUUCCAAUGAGGUCCCGGAACAUCCUUGUGUGUCCCCGGUCUCGAACCAAGUCUUCGAGCGCCGACUCAUCGAGAAAUACAUAGUGGAGAAUGGAACGGAUCCUAUGAACGGCCAACCCCUGUCAGAGGAGCAACUUAUAGAUAUAAAAGUGUCCCACCCAAUCCGACCAAAGGCUCCGUCCGCCACCAGCAUACCUGCCAUCCUCAAGUCCCUGCAAGAUGAGUGGGACGCGGUGAUGCUCCACAGCUUCACCCUGCGGCAGCAGCUGCAGACCACGCGGCAGGAGCUCAGCCACGCCCUGUACCAGCACGACGCCGCCUGCAGGGUCAUCGCCCGCCUCACCAAGGAGGUCACCGCCGCCAGGGAGGCCCUCGCCACACUGAAGCCCCAGGCCGGGUUGAUUACCCCCCAGGCUCUCCCUGCCUCUCAGCCGUCUGUGGGAGCCGGUGGAGAGCCCAUGGAGACUAAUGAACUGGUUGGAAUGACCCCGGAGAUCAUCCAGAAGCUCCAAGACAAGGCCACCGUCCUGACCACAGAGAGAAAGAAGAGAGGAAAGACGGUGCCCGAGGAGCUGGUUAGGGCUGAGGACCUGAGCAAAUAUCGCCAGGUGGCUUCCCAUGCUGGCCUUCACAGUGCCAGUGUCCCUGGGAUCCUGUCUCUCGACCUCUGUCCCUCAAACACCAACAAAGUCCUCACCGGCGGGGCUGACAAGAACGUGGUGGUGUUCGAUAAGACCGAGGAGCAGAUCGUGGCCACCCUCAAGGGUCACACCAAGAAGGUCACCUCUGUCAUCUACCAUCCCUCCCAGUCUGUGGUGUUCUCUGCCUCUCCCGACAGCACCAUCCGUGUGUGGUCCGUCGCCGGGGGCAACUGCGUCCAGGUGGUGCGAGCUCACGACGCGGCCGUGACCGGUCUGUCUCUCCACGCCACCGGAGACUACCUGCUCAGCUCCUCCGAGGAUCAGUACUGGGCUUUCUCUGAUAUCCAAACUGGGAGGGUGCUCACUAAAGUGACCGAUGAGAGCGCUGGCUGUGCUCUGACAUGCGCCCAGUUCCACCCUGACGGCCUGAUCUUCGGGACGGGCACGGCCGACUCCCAGAUCAAGAUCUGGGACCUGAAGGAGCGCACCAACGUGGCCAACUUCCCCGGCCACUCCGGCCCCGUCACCUCCAUCGCCUUCUCCGAGAACGGCUACUACCUGGCCACGGGUGCUCAGGACAGCUCGGUGAAGCUGUGGGAUCUGAGGAAACUGAAGAACUUCAAAACCCUCGCUCUUGACAACAACUACGAGGUGAAGUCGCUGGUCUUUGACCAGAGCGGGACCUACCUUGCUGUGGGUGGAUCCGACAUCAGGAUCUAUAUCUGCAAACAGUGGUCUGAGGUCCUCAACUUCUCUGACCAUUCCGGACUGGUAACUGGGGUGGCGUUUGGGGACAACGCUCAGUUCCUAACCUCUGCUGGAAUGGACAGAAGUCUAAAGUUCUAUAGUCUGUAGACAGACAAGGGGAAAAAGAGAGGGGAUGGGAGGGGAAGUUGAGAGAGAGGGAGGUAGUGAAUACUUUGGUUUGCAUUUUCAGAAGACAAGUGGGGGGGAAGACUUUUGAGAAUAAUCUUAUGGUCUCACAAGCUGUCACUGUGUAAGACCAAAUACACUCGUUUGAACCCCUUUGUGUUUAGGUAAAAGACAAGGUGAUGGGAUAUGGAUUUGAGUCCUAAAGUUGUUUUUCUGUAUUAUAAAAAAAAAAAAAACAAGAUGCCGAUAUUUCAACCAAUAAUCUGUGAACUAAGCAUUUGCCGACUGUCUGUUUACGUGCUCCAAUUUUCCUGUAUUGUGAAAUUCCUGACUGUAAUGCCCAUGAAUUAAAUAGGACAUAUGAAAUAAACAUACCUGUAGCCUCUGCAGGGUUAAAUGUUUAGCUCAAUAAAUGUGUGCCGCUAGAGGUCGAAUAAUUAAUGGUGCAGUUCAGCAAGAGAACUUGUGUGGGUAGUUGUGAGCAGUGAGUGUAAUAGGAAGAAGGACAAUGUGGUCCCAUGACCUGAUGCUUUUUCCCUUGUUUUAGAUUUUGUCCUGUAGCCUUAAUCACAUUUUUAUAUUUCUCCCAUUGCAGCAGUGUCUUCAUAUCUAUUUACGUUUUGAACCCACCCAAUAAAUAAUCUUUUCGUAUGAA